Molecule: messenger RNA, 1500 nt
Organism: Neltuma alba
Lineage: Eukaryota; Viridiplantae; Streptophyta; Magnoliopsida; Fabales; Fabaceae
Exons: 3
Coding region: 264-1184 (306 amino acids)
Source: RefSeq, a predicted model, not a curated record
GAACGAGGAAUCAAAGGAGGAAGAUGGCGACCGUGGAGCGUGGAAAAAAGGAGGAAUGAUGAAGGCAGCGAUCAUGUUGAAAAAGGAGCUUCAUCGUCUUAAUUACUCAUACCGGGCAGCCAUGAAAGCUAAUCACACCACCCACCGACUCCCCCGGGUCCCGCCUCUGCUAAAAGCUUCUCCUCAAAGCUUCUUUCCUACUUCGAUCCUCCCAUCACCCCAUUUCCCGAUCUCCUCUCACUCCCUCCUCUCCUCACCAAAUCAUGCCCAUUGCCAGCUCCAACCACCACCUACCGCCGCCUUCUCCCAUCCCCAGGGCCAGAGGCUCUCGCUCCGCCGCCAAUGACCGCCUCAGCGGCUACCUCGACAAGACGCCCCAUUGUCCGGAGCUGACCCUCCCGGCGUCUCACUUCCCGGCAAUCUCGCACAUGCUGGUGCCGGCGGAGAUAGAGUACCGAUCGCUGUCAGCCAGGAUGGAUGCGGUGGUGAGAUCGGCCAAGGAGUUCGGUGCAUUCAGGAUAAGAGGUCACGGGAUAACGGUGCGGGAAUUGGGGAAAAUGGAGGAAGAAGCCCAAGACGCGGCUGCUUGGAAUGCCGGGGAUGUCAUCCCCUGCGUUCGUUGUCGCAAGGGUACAUUGCAGUUCAUCGCUUCCAAGUCUUUCGGCCUUCAUUCCUAUCCCAACUUUUGGAUUUCUAUGGGGAGAGUGGCAAGUAGACUGGAUAGCAUAGUGGAGCAAGUGAGUGGGGCUCUAAAAGAGUUGGAGCAGCGGAUUCAAGACACAGAGUCGGUGAUUAGCUUGUGCAGGCAUCCCCAUGGCGACGUGGAUGAAACAGACGAGAGAUGGUGCGAUUAUGCUCUUCGUUUCUACCUUCCCUUGCAGCAAUGUAUAUUCUAUAUUCAAUCCGGACGAGGUCCCUUAUCAUUUGAUGCCGGUCCUGACACUAUCGUCGUCACCGUUGGCAAACAACUCCAGGAGUGGAGCCACGGGGGAUUUAAGAGUGUUGCAGCUGAAAUGAUAUUCAUGUCAGGUUUCCAGAGUAAGCAGGCCUCUCUAUCCGUAGAGCUUAAGUUGUUCCGCAGCUUGAAGACUUCUCACAAGAUACUCUCCUUAUCUGAUCAGAUCCUAAUUCUACUAGCCCUUACAUUUUUAUGCAAUUUCUUGUCACUUCUCUUUUCUUAUUGAUUCCCCAUAUUUGACAAGUGGUUGCAUCUUAGGGUUUGUCUGGUCAUGGUUAAGCCCCUCAGUCCGACACCAGUUUUGCUCCUUCCGAUUCAUUUUCUAAAAGCCAUUGUGAUGUACAGUUGAAGUGUGAAUUGUAAAGGUUGCGGGAUUUGAUUAAAUUACAAGCUAUAACUUGAUUUCUGAUCGAGUGGGAAACAAGCAGAGUCAUUUGUUUUAUGCACAAGUCUGGUUUAAUGUGAGAAUGAUCACGUAUUUAUUGACACACCGUCACCAUGAUAUAUUGAGUAUUAUUAAUAUAAUGAUUGAAUGAUUAAUU